Messenger RNA from Guillardia theta CCMP2712, 1179 nucleotides. RefSeq lists its product as hypothetical. The transcript is spliced from 6 exons. NCBI's taxonomy places the organism in Eukaryota, Cryptophyceae, Pyrenomonadales, Geminigeraceae. The record is from RefSeq and is a predicted model, not a curated record. The coding region runs from base 1 to 1179 and encodes 392 amino acids.
AUGACACAGAAAUUCUCCGGGAUAUCUAGUGUGGACAAGCUUUCAGCCAGAGGCCGGGACGCCCUCGACGCAAUACGGGAGGCUGCCGAGCGCAUCGCGGCAGAGCACUACACCAGCACAGCAUCGAACCGUUCGACAUCACCGUGCGCAUCCUCGCCGUGCUCCGCUGGGGACGAGGUCCAGGAGGACCUCACCGUGCUGCGACGGCACGAGAGGCCCUCGACCGCCUCCAUGAUCUACCCUAAGGUCAGGCUGAGCUCCACCGGCAACAUUGAGAUCUUCUCCGACAAGAAGGUGGGACUGGAGAAGAGGGAUCCGAAGAGGCAGACGUCCAACAAGGAAGAUGCGUUCAAGUUGCGGCGGAACCCUCCCAAGCUAGCGAUAGACUCCAUCAUUCAGAACUCCUUGAGUCCGGAAGGUUUCGCACGGAUAGACUCAGACUUGAAGCUCGGCCGGUCAAGCUUCUGCAUCAAGGGGCAAGAUGACUCGUCGACUCCUGUUCCCGUCAAAGUGUACAACUGGAUCAACUCAGAACUUGACUACUUGGAUCAGAGACACUCUGAGAGCAGGCGUCCGUCAGACACGACAGAUACCAAGUCGAGCUCAAAGAACAAGGGGAAGACGAAGUUUGUGAAGCGGCGAGGAAACAGCUCUCCGCUGAUACAGUGGAUUGAGUCGAGAAAGACGAGGCCGGACCCCGAGGCUUCAACCCCAUCGUCGGCAAGGCACGCGCAGAGCUGCAAGAGAAUCAAAGGCUCCCCUUUGGAAGAAGCAGCAAAGAGGAGCCCAAACACUGGCAACGACGGAUCUCUCAGCGCAAGGUGCAUUGGUGGGGGUCAGGCUGCGGAUAGGUCCCCUAGAUUCUCCCUGUCUUUACAGCUGCUGGACGCCCAGGCGACAAGAAACCUCAAGACGCUUCUCAGCAUGCGGUUGUCGUCGACGCAGAACGGAAGGCACCUGAGCCUCAGGUCUCAGCACACGGGCGAUCAGCAGGGCAGGAGAGAUGGGUCCAUCACCGCUAGACGAAGCGGGAGCGAGGGAGGGGUUGGCGCAACGAUGGUAGACCUCCCCCAGUGCUUCAGUCACUGGUGCAGUGAGGCAACCAAGGGUCCUAGACAGUUCACAGCCUUCCUACACAAAGCUCCUCUUGCUCCUCUCCUUCGGAGUGACCUUGGGUGA